CAUGAAUUGAAGCUUGGACACACACAUAAUCUGCAGCACCAUGACGAUUAGACAACCCCAAACGAAUUUAAAACUCACUGAGCCCUCAGGGCUGGACUGUGGCCGCACCACAGCUUGGACCAACACUAAGAAUUUGGCCACAUACAGGAACUUCAAGUCUGGAUUGCUCCAGGAACGGGUGCUGAACACGUAUUGGCUGAUGCACACUAACCAGACAGUGGAAUUCGUUAAGAAGAAGAUUAAGCAUGUCAGCCUGUCCAGCUCGUUUUAUGGGAUGUAUGAACCUAACUGUGGGCUGGACAAAGUACUGAUGUCAUGGGGACAUGAUGAAUAUCUGUACAAUGUACUGAAAACUAAUGGGUGCAAACUUCCUGAAGAGGGACUGUACAUGAUCCGCUUCCAUUCAUUCUACCCCUGGCACACGGAGGGAGAUUACACGCAUCUCUGUAACAGCAAAGACCUGCAAAUGCUUCCAUGGGUUAAAGAAUUUAACAAGUUUGAUCUGUACACCAAGUGUGAUGACUUGCCUGAUAUGAAGACGUUGCAGGCCUACUAUCAGCAACUAAUUGAUAAGUAUUGUCCAGGAAAACUGCACUGGUAACCAGCAGAACAUAUUCAACCUCAAAUCAAUGCUCUAAUCUUGGAUCAACAGCUUCAGAACCGAAACAAUUUUAAAGGUUGGUUAAAAUGAUGACUUUCCCUCAAAAUGGCUGCUUACCCUGAAUUAAACACUAUGUGGAGUUGGAUUCCAACUUUAGACCAGGAUCCAUUGGGUUAAUCUGACUGUGACUUCCACGGAUCGGACACAUCCUAUUGACCUAUAUGUUUUCAUUUUAAAUAAUUGUUCUCUGCAUCCAUAAUUCACCUUGUGGAGGGUUCCAUUGCUGUUGUAAUAGGGAAUGAAUCACAUCCAGUUACUGUUUUUCACAACAUCACUGCUCCACUUGCUAUCAAAUCUUACACAUGCUUUUGGAUGAGUUUGAGUCCUUGAAGCUAAAUAUAUUUUAUAUUAGUAAUAGUGAUUUUUAAAAAAAACAUCUGGAUUUAGUGAGUUACAGUGGAGUAGUUGGAUAAACUGAGGGAACAUACACCACUUUGUCUCACACAAAUACCUAGUUUUAAACAACUUAGGUGAGGAAGGUACUCCCGUCAUCGCUGCAUCAGCUGUUCAGGCAGUGGGUCUACAGCUCAGUCUGUGACUGCUAGAGCCCAGGAAACACAAACUCAAGAUAGAAAUAAACAGCUGAGUGAAGGCUGCAAGGAGGUUUCCUGGUUUCCUUCAGUGUAAUAACGAGGAGUUAGCCAGGGUACAAUGCAAACAGUUAGGGAACAAGCUUUAGAAUAAUCAACUGCAGUUGGGGAAGUAGAGAAUAGGCCAAUACAGAGCAGGACGGUUGCAGGAAGUUUGCUAAAACAGCAGUUCCAGUUUGAAAGAACAACCUUUACUGUCCUGUUGUUUCUAUGGGUAUUGCAACAACUAUUGUUAAUUAAUAAAUACAACAGCACUGAAAUUAGGGUCACUUGCAGUUACUAAUUUUAGUGACUUCACUAAAGUUUUGAUUGCUAUUCAAAGCUUCCCGACAAAUAAAAUGCUGUACCAUUCCUUCA
Messenger RNA from Rhincodon typus (whale shark), 1608 nucleotides. It is a transcript of the gene miox, whose product is annotated as myo-inositol oxygenase. Lineage: Eukaryota; Metazoa; Chordata; Chondrichthyes; Orectolobiformes; Rhincodontidae. The coding region runs from base 41 to 601 and encodes 186 amino acids. The record is from RefSeq and is a predicted model, not a curated record. Gene Ontology annotation, cellular component: cytoplasm. The transcript is spliced from 8 exons. Gene Ontology annotation, biological process: inositol catabolic process. Gene Ontology annotation, molecular function: inositol oxygenase activity; iron ion binding.